Messenger RNA from Ictalurus punctatus (channel catfish), 5233 nucleotides. RefSeq names its product protein Smaug homolog 2. NCBI's taxonomy places the organism in Eukaryota, Metazoa, Chordata, Actinopteri, Siluriformes, Ictaluridae. Gene Ontology annotation, biological process: regulation of mRNA stability; nuclear-transcribed mRNA poly(A) tail shortening; negative regulation of translation. Gene Ontology annotation, molecular function: protein binding; mRNA binding; translation repressor activity. The record is from RefSeq and is a predicted model, not a curated record. Gene Ontology annotation, cellular component: P-body. The transcript has 13 exons. Bases 663 to 2672 code for a protein of 669 amino acids.
CACACACGCACGCACGCACACACACACACUUCAGGGGAGCGACUCUCCUCCGCGAUGCCGGGAUGCAGAGCAGUGAAUAGCGGCGCUUUAACACACUCACUCAUGCAUACACUCUCACACUGAGCACUGAUGAUGGAAACAGUGUGUGAGUAAAUCAGAGAGCUAUACACAGCACGGAGGAGAUUUAAACCGCUCUAAGAUCUGGAGAAGAGAGAAACAGCCUGGAUGCUAACGGCCUCGGCUGGAGAGGCUAACACGCAGCUGCUAGCGCACUUGCCUAGCCUAGCCUUGCCUAGCUUAGAUUCUCCUGGAGCCGCUGUUGGAUUUCCCCAGACCGCUUCUGGCUGCCUCUCACUGUGGAGUUAAAAACUUCUCAUUGACAAUAUUGUGAAGGAUCACAUUCCGGAUUUCUUUCACUUGGUGUUCCCUGUAACUGCUGACCUCUCACCGCCUCUUCUCUGCGCCACUGGCCCUUCAGUUGGGCCAGAACCAUGUGAAGCUUUUCUUAUGCAGCUCCUGAGUGGACUGUAAGACUAUUGCAGUAAUACCCCCAAGUUCUGGGGGGACAUCUUUAACAUUGUCCCCAUUCCCAGUCCUACACUUAAAGGCCACAGCCUUUUUCCUUAAACCCUCACCUCGAGAGGACUCCGUUAGGGUUCGCCAUGAUGUUCCGGGACCAGGUGGGGAUUUUGACGGACUGGUUUAAGGGCUGGAACGAAUGCGAGCAGACGGUGGCGCUGUUGUCGCUGCUCAAGAGGGUUUCGAGGACCCAAGCGCGAUUCCUCCACAUCUGCCUGGAGCACUGGCUGGCCGACUGCACUGAGAUACACUUACUGGAGGCUGAGGCCAACAAUGCAGCCAUAGUGAGCCAGUGGCAGCAGGAGCCCAAAGAGAAGGCCGUGUCACUGCUGCUCUCACAUCUCCCCCUGUUGCAGCCACGUAACAGUGAGGCCAAGUGUGAGUACAUGAAGCUGCUACAGCAGGUGCUGAGCCACACCAUCGAGAGCAGCAUGUUUGUGGAGGAGAGCCGGCAAUUGCUUUCCUAUGCCCUCAUCCACCCGGCCACCACUCUUGAUGAUCGCACCACUCUCGCGCUGUGGCUCAACCACCUUGAGGAGCACCUGUCAGCUCGACCACCGCCUGGACCAUACCACCACCAUCAUGCUCGACAGGGCUCGGACGAAUGGACGGGUCCGACCGAGUCCUUGGAGGUGGCACAUGCAUGGCAUGAUAAACCGCCGUCCACAUGUAGCUCGCCUGCCGGCCAGAACGGGCACAUGGCCUUUCCCAGUGCAGGUGGAGUGCCUUCACCCAUCAACAGUGCAGGCCUUUCUGGUCAGGUACAGUCGAGCUCAGUGCCUCGUUCGAUGUCUCUUGUUCCUGCCAACCAGCCAGGCUGCAGCUCUGAUUGGCUGGGCCAGGAUGAAGUGGGUGGGCGCCAGGGUGCAACAGGGGCGGAGCAUGCACCACUGUCUCCUCAGGGCAGUGUUGCUUCGUCAGGCAGCGAGCAGACGGAGGAUCAAUCCAACACACGGAACACAUUCCAGGAGGAUGGCAGCGGCAUGAAAGACGUGCCGACGUGGCUAAAAAGUCUCCGUCUGCACAAGUAUGCAUCCCUUUUCUCCCAGAUGAGUUAUGAGGAGAUGAUGAUCCUUACUGAACAGCAUCUGGAGUCACAGAACGUGACCAAAGGAGCUCGGCACAAGAUAGCGCUGAGCAUUCAGAAGCUGAGAGAGCGACAGAGCGUCCUCAAGUCUCUCGAAAAGGAUAUCCUCGAAGGCGGGAACGUCCGGAACGCCCUGCAAGAACUUCAGCAGAUCAUCAUCACGCCCAUCAAAGCCUACACCCCGCCCACUGCUGCCCAGAGAGAGCUGGAGCCUGGAGCCACAAACACUGACAAGGCAGCCAAUCCUGUAGAAGAGAAAGAUGCGGCUGUAGAGGGCUUUCAGAGCCACAAUCCUCCGCCCUGUGAUGGGGAGUCUUCGUCCACGCCCAUCUCAGAAGGAGACAUUCCUGGGCAGUUUACGCGGGUGAUGGGGAAAGUGUGUACGCAGCUGCUGGUGUCGCGGCCGGAUGAGGAGAACAUCAGCUGCUACCUGCAGCUCAUCGAGAAGUGUUCAAUACACGAGGCGUUCACGGAGACGCAGAAGAAGCGCUUGGCAUCUUGGAAGCAACAGGUGCUGAAGCUGCUCCGCCUUUUCCCACGGAAAGCCAUGCUGGACAUGCCCGUGUACCGACAGAAAGGGUGGGCGUAUGGUUCGAACUCUUUGCCUACAGCAGGCUCUGUGGGUGGAGGCGUGUCUCGGCGAGGACAGAGACAGUUUCCCCUGCCCCCUCGUGGAGCUCCGCUUCCCAACCGCAUGGGCCUCAUCACACACUCUCCACGACACACACUCGCCAACCAGCCGGCCCUCAGCACACAGGGCAGGCAGAACCUGUGGUUUGGGAAUCCUGGAGGGAGUAACAGCAUGCCGAGUCAGAGCCGGAGCUCCGUACAGAGAACACACUCUCUCCCUGUACACACAUCUCCACAAACCAUGCUCCUGUUUCAGCAAACAGAAUGCCCAGUUCCAGGGACUGACCUGGAGAUCAACCCCACGCUGGAGUCACUGUGCCUCAGUAUGACUGAACACGCCUUAGGAGAUGGAAUGGAUAGAACGUCAACAAUAUGAAAACAAACGCAACGGUGGGGAGGAAGAAAGGACAUUUUGCGAUCUCACACUUCACGCAUGUGCGGCCCGGAACGCGCGAUCCUCGCUUUUAAAAACAAAAAAACAACAGGAACGAAACAACAAUUCACUACAGAAGAAACAGUGAGAAAUUUAACCGUGUACAUGUGCUCUUGAUAUUUUUCUACUUUAUUAUACUAAGUUUAUUAUAAAUGGAAUACAAAUGACUAUUAUACGAGAGGAGGAGGAGGUGGCGUGCGUGCGUGCGGGACCGCUCGGCGUCUUACUCGCAUCCCGGAGGAAGGGAAGCGUCGCUGUCCGAGUCUCAGAUGAGCUCCUCAAACCUGGAUGAACUUUUUGUGCGUAACCGGUAAAGUGAAAGGGGCACGAUGGAGUGAGCUCGGCUCUCUGGGUUUGAGAGGAAUGAUUUGGUGCUGAUUUUAAGGGCUUUUGGCCUGUUCUGUCGUUCAUCCAGGAGUUGUACACACACACACGGUUGCUGAACCACCUGCAUGUUUAAGCUGCAUUCACAAGGACUUCUUGGUGUCUGUCUAAAAACCCGCACUGUUCAUUUAAAUGAGAACAGCGCUGAACGGGGGGGAAAGAGAGAGGAAAGAGCGUAUAGCGGACACACGCGUGCACGUCAGCCAACGGGACGAGACGACAUUAGCGACGCUUUGUUCACUAGGAAGUUGAAGUCUAAACAGUCCCUGUGAACGCGCGGCCUUAAUCUUCACAACGAACGCAGAUCAACGUUUCCUUCCUUUUAACCAGUCGCUGCCUUGUGAUGUCAUCAUCGUGCGCCUCAGACUCCUUGCCGACGAAGCGGUUUUGACUUCCAGGCUGUACGUUGGAACGUUCGUCGCUAGGGUUUAGCCACCAAAACGAAAAAAAAACAUAAAAAUGAAACGCUCGACCGGUUGCAAAUACUGAACUGUAGCUAGCUAACUAGCUAACAUAAAGUACUAACAAAAUACUAAACCUGAUCGCUUGGUGGGUUUCAUGUAAAUACAUUUCGAUAUUUAUUCAUAUUCCGCUUUAUUUAUGACACGAGACGAGAAAAACACGACGACCUUACUGAAGGAUGAUGGUGGUUUCCUCGGAAGGAGUCGACGGCGCACGCUGAUGACGUCAGAGAGUGGUUUAAACAAACACAGAUGGGGAAAAAAGAUGGAAAAAAGAAACAUAGAUGGAAAUCGCGUUCACACACACACACACACUUACUUCGUACCAACACGCUGCAUGAGAAGCUUCUGGGCACUUUGUGGAUUCCGUUGGCAGAUUUAUUUGUUUUAUUUUAUUCUGUUAAGAGCGACACAACACAAUUCUUCAGAUCAUCGAUGGUUUGUUGUUGGCUUUUAUUUUUUUUGGUGUGUGAUGACAAAUCUCCGGGGAGGGAGAGCGAUUUCAGUGACUUGUUUUUUUUUUGUUUUUUUUUUGUUUCUUUUUUUUUCUUCUUCUUUUUCCGGUCCUGAAGCACGACGAGUCGCACACAUGCCAUAUGUGGGCAUCUAAAAAGUCCCAGGAAGCGAGCACGGUAUAGAGUGUCGGACAUCGUGAAAGCUAUUUAGUACAAGACGGUCCCCGAAUUCAGCAAAAGGCUAGCUCGGCAAUCGAGCUCCGUGAUUGGCCGAUCGGAGUCAACUUAAGCGCCACGGGGGGGGGGGGGGGCGUUGGAGGGGUGUACAGUCAUGACUUAAAUCGUAGUGGAGAAUGUUCGCUAUGGAUACGUCGUCUUAAUCCGAGUUACGCACUUCAAAUAAACAUAAGGAAUAAAGAGUCGUGCAGUUGAGGGUUUGUUUUUUGUUUGUUUGUUUGUUCAAACAAUUGCAGACACGUUUCAGUUUUGGACGAACAUGUCCCUUUUAUAGACACCGUAUUUAUAAAUUGUUGGCACUUGCGUUUUUGAAAAAGAAAAGGGGAAAAAACGAAAUGAAUUAAUUGAUCACUACAGAUGCUACGCCAGAAUUUGUCCGACGUUUCUCGCUAAAUCUUAAGGCGAAAGAAAAGUUUGAAGUCUGUAUUUCUUGCAUUGAUGUGUUUACAAAGCAGAGAGACACUUAAAACUGAUCUUUACGAAGCAGCUGAUUGGAGGGUUUUUUUUGUUUGUUUUUUUUUUAAAUAUAAAAGGCGGAGCUGGACUCAUGCGUUCCUUUUUUCCUUUCUCAAGGGACGCGCCAAUCGAUCUCUCUCUCUCUCUCUCUCUCUCUCUCUCUCUCAACCCAGCCCUGGUUUUUAUUUUUUCCCUCCUCUUCAUCCUCCCUCCCUUACAGUCGAGAGAUUUUAUGACUCGCAACACAAAAAGGUGCUUUAUAUAUAAAUAUAUAUAAAUUUGUGUUUGUUUUGUUUUGGGUCUCCUGUAAUAUCCCCCGAUGGUACAGCCCGCUAGCGUGAUGAACUGUAAAAGUCUUAAAGGCCAUUAAAAAGAAAAGAGAAAACUCUGAGAGUAAAUGAGUGUGUACAGGUCUCAGAUUUGCUCUUUAUUUCCUUCAGAGCCUGAUCUGGUUUGUUUUUUUUUUUGUUUGUUGUUUUUUUGUUUUCUAGUAAAACUUCCAUGAAAUUUA